AUGUCUUCUCAAAAUUCUGAAGUGGAAAAUAUGAUUGUCGAAGUAGAACCAGGAGUUAAUCUCGAAGAUGACAAUGAGGUUGUGUCUUCAACACAUCGAAGUCCUGUUUGGAAUUUUUUUAAACUCUGUACUGAAGAAUACCGAAAAGCAAUAUGUAAUACUUGCUCGAAAGUAUUAAAAUUACCAACAUCUACCACGUCACCUAUGUUAAAGCAUUUAAAAUCGAAACACUCUACCUUAUAUCAGCUAUGUGAGGAAAUAGGAAAAAAACGUAAGGUUGUAGAAGAAAAUAAAAGUACUGAAAUAUCGUCAAAACGUCAAAAACUCGGGCCACCUACUAAAGCAGAGCUAGAUCAACUUUGUAUGGAGAUGAUAGCAAUCGAUAUGAAACCUUUCUCUUGUGUUGAAGAUAAAGGUUUUCAACGAUUAUUAAAAAGAUUCGAUGAUACUUAUGAUCCGCCAUCACGUACUACUUGCUCGCGUAGUCUCUGUCCCAACUUAUAUGAACAAAUAAAACAAAAAUUGAUGGACGAACUGCAAAACGAUAUAGCAUCAGGCUUAAUGAGUUUAUCUUUCACUACGGAUGGCUGGAAGUCAAGAUCUGGGCAUCAUUACUUAUCAUUAACUGUUCAUUACAUGACAGUUGAUUUUGAAUUAAAAAAUAUUAUGAUUGGUCUAACACAACUUGAAGAUCGUCACACCGGAAGUAAUAUUAAAGCAAAACUUGAAGAAAUGUUGUUGGAAUGGAAUUUAUUAGAUGUUCCCAAUGUUCCAAUUUACUUUACUACUGACAAUGGUGCUAAUAUCUGUAAUGCUAUCCGUAAAGGUGGUUGGAAUCACAUCUAUUGUUUUGCACACAUGCUUCAACUGGUUAUAAAAGAUUGCCAAAAACACACUAAAGGAAUUGAUAAAUUAUUAAAAAAGGCACGACGUAUAUCAACGCACUUUCACCAUUCUGACCCGGCUCGAUGA
Molecule: messenger RNA, 972 nt
Organism: Cotesia congregata
Lineage: Eukaryota; Metazoa; Arthropoda; Insecta; Hymenoptera; Braconidae
Source: the annotation of a GenBank genome assembly